Molecule: messenger RNA, 3873 nt
Organism: Magnolia sinica
Lineage: Eukaryota; Viridiplantae; Streptophyta; Magnoliopsida; Magnoliales; Magnoliaceae
Product: putative multidrug resistance protein
Exons: 7
Coding region: 1-3873 (1290 amino acids)
Biological process (GO): transmembrane transport
Cellular component (GO): membrane
Molecular function (GO): ABC-type transporter activity; ATP binding; ATP hydrolysis activity
Source: RefSeq, a predicted model, not a curated record
AUGGAAGUGCUCAAGGAGGAAGUGAAAGGAGAUUCCGCCACAAAGCUCGGAGAAAAUGAAAAAUCCAAAAAGACCCAAGUAUCAUUUCGACGGAUCUUUAGAUAUUCGGAUUUCCACGACACGUGUUUAAUGUUUCUUGGAACGGUGGGUUGCGCCGCUGAGGGGGCAUCGACGCCUCUAAUAAUGCUUGUUCUGAGCAAGGUGAUGAACACCUACGCGCUCCAGUCUUCAUUUACACUUGACAACAUUAAUCAGGAUGCUUUGUCUUUAAUCUACUUGGCUUUUGCAGUCGGGUUUGGUGCAUUUCUAGGUACUGGAGCUUUCUUUCUUUCAUCCCUCUUUCUCCCACAAAUAGUGCUAAAUGUGACUGUUCUUUGUCUUCAUCAUUUGGUGAUUGUUGAAACAACAGAAGGGUUCUGUUGGGCUCGGACUGCAGAGAGACAAACUUCUCGUCUUCGAAAGAAAUACUUAUGGGCGUUGUUGAGGCAAGAAGUCAGUUUCUUUGACACACGGGGUGGCACUUCGACAACAUAUCAAGUGGUUUCCAGUAUUUCGACCGAUACACUCACCAUACAGGAUGUUCUCAGUGAAAAGAUGCCAAAUUUCCUUAUGAACGUGGCAACAUUCCUCACUUCUCAGAUGGUUGCCUUGUUUCUCUGCUGGAGACUGGCUGUUGUAACCAUUCCAACAUUGUCUUUGUUGAUUGUUCCGGGAAUAGUAUAUGGAAAAUUGCUUAUGGAAGUUGGAAGGAAAAUACAAGAAGCUUAUGGGGUCGCGGGAGGUAUUGCCGAGCAGGCAUUGUCUUCGAUUAGAACUGUGUUCUCUUAUGUCGGAGAGCGUCAAGUGGAAGAAAACUUCUCAGCUGCAUUGGAAGAAAGCUUAAAGCUUGGGCUCAAACAAGGACUGAUGAAGGGUAUCGCAAUUGGAAGUGUUGGUAUUGGCUUUGCUGUCUGGGCAUUUCAGGCAUGGUAUGGAAGUGUUCUAGUCACGGAGAAGGGUGCCCAAGGUGGAGAUGUCUUUAACGCAGGCGUCUGCAUUGUUGUUGGAGGGCUUUCACUUGGGGGUGCUCUUGCGAAUAUGAAGUACCUUACUGAAGCAUCUGUGGCAGCUUCUCAGAUAUUUGAAAUAACUGAAAGGGUCCCGAGCAUAGAUUCUGAUGAUCAACGUGGGAAAAUCAUGGCGGAUACGAAAGGAGAAUUGGAGUUCAAGGAUGUCGAUUUUGCUUAUCUCUCAAGACCGGAGAGCAUGGUACUACGGAAAUUCAAUCUAAGAGUCAUGGCCUGUCAGACUGUAGGCUUGGUGGGCAGUAGCGGUUCUGGUAAAUCCACGAUAAUCUCAUUGAUCGAAAGGUUCUAUGAUCCACUUGGAGGAGAAGUCCUCCUAGAUGGAAAGAACACGAAGACCCUCCAAUUGAAAUGGUUGCGACAUCAAAUUGGCCUCGUUGGUCAGGAGCCCAUACUUUUUGCAAUGUCUAUCAAGGAGAAUAUUAUGUUCGGGAAACAGGGCGCUUCGGAGGAGGAAGUUAUCAAUGCAGCUAAAGUGGCCAAUGCACACACCUUCAUCAAUCAAUUACCCAAUGGAUAUGAUACCCAAGUUGGACAAUUUGGAUUUCAGAUGUCUGGAGGGCAGAAACAAAGGAUUGCCAUUGCGAGGGCUUUGCUCAAGGAUCCAAAAAUCCUCCUCCUUGAUGAAGCGACUAGUGCAUUGGAUUCACAGUCGGAGAAAGCUGUGCAGGAUGCUUUAGAUCAAGCCUCUAUCGGACGAACAACCGUCAUUGUUGCCCAUCGCCUCUCAACCCUCUGCAAUGCUGACUUGAUCGCUGUUCUUCAGUCGGGCGAGGUAGUGGAAUCUGGUUCUCAUGAUCAACUUAUUCAGAAUGAGCAUGGCCCAUACUCGACAAUGGUGCGACUGCAGAAAACGUCAAUGAAAGAUGGACCUUCUUCGACACCAAAAGAAACUGACAGUAGCGGUAAUCACUCUACUGCUACAAAUAUUAACGAUGAUGCUCAGAUAUUGAACAAAUCAGGGCCAUCCCUAUCUCUUGAUCAUGAGAAUCAGACUAACCAGCUUGAAGAAGAUAGUUACAGUAGUCCAUCUCUAUGGUAUCUGUUGCAAAUGACAGCUCCUGAGUGGAAGGAGACUGUAUUCGGUUGCAUAGGUGCUAUUGGUUUUGGAGUGAUACAGCCGGUGCAUUCUUUUUGCAUGGGAGCAGUCCUCUCUGCUUACUUUCUCAAUGAUCACGAUGAGAUCAGGUCAAAGACAAGAUUAUAUUGUUUUAUUUUCCUGAGCUAUGCUACCCUUGCCUUCAUCACCAAUGUCGUGCAGCAUUACAAUUUCAGUUACAUGGGAGAGCACUUGAUGAAAAGAGCAAGGGAGAUGAUGCUAGCAAAGGUUUUGACAUUCGAAAUCGAAUGGUUCGAUAAUGAGAACAACACAAGUGGGGCCAUAUGUUCAAGGCUCGCCAGAGAAGCAAGCAUCAUGAGGUCACUCAUUUGUGAUCGUUUAUCGUUGUUGGCUCAGGUUCUAUCAGCAGCCACCUUAGCUGUUGCCUUGGGGAUGGCAUUAGCCUGGCGGCUUGCAGUCGUGAUUAUUGCUUUGCAACCACUAAUCAUUGGUUCUUUCUAUGGAAGAGGUGUCCUGAUGAAGAGCAUGUCGAAGAAAGUCAUGAAAGCACAAAACAAGAGCAGUGAAUUAGCAAGCGAGGUUGUUGUGAACCAUAGAACCAUCACUGCCUUUUGUUCUCAAGAAAAGAUCAUGGAACUGUUUGAGGAUUCUCUAAAAGGCCCACGAAAUGAGAGCCAAAAGCAGUCAUGGUAUGCUGGUUUUGGUCUCUUUGUAUCACAGUUUCUAACUUCUGCCAAUGUAGGCCUCAUAUUUUGGUAUGGUGGGAGAUUGCUAUACCAUGAAAAGAUCACUUACAAGCACCUCUUCCAGACAUUUUUCAUCUUGGUGACAACAGGAAGAGUUAUAGCAGAGGCUGGCAGCAUGACAUCUGAUUUAUCAAAGGGCUUUGAUGCCAUAAAAUCAAUUUUCAUGGUUCUGGAUAGGAAGAGCAAGAUGGAAACCAAUGACCCAGAUGCGAUCAAGCCAAACAAGAUAAAUGGAGAUGUCGAACUCAAAGAAGUGGACUUUGCUUAUCCGACGAGACCUAAACAAAUGAUAUUCAUCCGUCUAAGCCUCAAGGUUGAAGCUGGAAAGACCAUUGCAUUGGUUGGACAAAGCGGGUCUGGAAAAUCCACUAUCAUUGGACUAAUUGAAAGAUUCUAUGACCCAUUAAAAGGAUCAGUCGAAAUAGAUGGUGUAGACAUCAAGAUGUAUAAUUUGAGAGCACUACGGUCUCACAUUGCCUUAGUCAGUCAGGAACCAGCUCUUUUUGCAGGUACAAUCCAUGAUAACAUCAUCUAUGGAAAGAAGAAUGCAACUGAAGCUGAAAUCAUUGAAGCUGCAACUCUCGCCAAUGCUCAUGAUUUUAUAAGCUGCAUGGAUGAUGGCUACAAGACCUUUUGUGGAGAAAGAGGGGUUCAGUUAUCAGGACGGCAGAAGCAAAGGAUAGUUCUUGCUAGAGCUAUCUUGAAAAAUCCAGCAAUAUUGCUCUUGGAUGAAGCAACAAGCGCAUUGGAUUACAGAUCUGAGAGUCAUGUUCAAGAGGCAAUUGAGAAGAUGAUGGUGGGUAGGACAUGCAUAAUUGUAGCACAUAGGCUAACCACAAUAGAAAAAACAGACUCCAUAGCUGUGAUUGAGAAUGGGAAGAUCGUCGAACAGGGAUCACAUGGUGAGCUACUUGCCAAAAGCGAGGAGGGUGCAUACGCUUCUCUUGUGAGACUUCAACGGAAUUUUAGUUUUGAAAUAAGGAGUCCCCAAACUGAUGUGUGA